AGGGAGGAGGGGAGGCGCCGGAUCCAAUGAGGGGCGGCAGCCCGGGGCACCGCGCCGCCGGCUCGCCCCAGCCCCGGCCCCCUUCCAUUCCCGCUCCGCCCGCCGGCCCCUCCGCUCCAGCCUGGCCGGCGGCGCUCUCCCUGCAGCAACUUUCUCGCACGCCCGGUGACCGCCCCGCGGGCCGGGGACAGACGGCGCGGCAGAAGCAGCGGCAGAGCUAGGACUAGGCAUGCCGGCGGCGGCGGGCGACGGGCUCCUGAGCGAGCCACCGGCGGUGGCGGGAAGCGGCAGCGGGGAGGCGCGGCGGGCGGCGGCGGGCGCGGAGUGCAGUUUCCUGGCCGCCUGGUUAAGCGCGGCGGCGGCGGCGCCGCGGGAGCGACUCCGCGACUUCCAGCACACCAAACGGGUCGGCAACUAUCUAAUCGGCAGGAAGCUGGGAGAGGGGUCCUUCGCCAAGGUCCGGGAAGGGCUCCAUGUGCUCACCGGAGAGAAGGUGGCAGUGAAAGUAAUUGACAAGAAAAGAGCCAAAAAGGACACCUAUGUCACCAAGAAUCUGCGACGGGAAGGGCAGAUCCAGCAAAUGAUUCGCCACCCAAAUAUUGCUCAGCUGCUGGAUAUACUAGAAACUGAAAACAGCUACUAUCUUGUCAUGGAGCUGUGCCCUGGUGGCAACUUGAUGCACAAGAUCUAUGAGAAAAAAAGACUCGAGGAGCACGAAGCGCGCAAAUACAUCCGUCAGCUUAUCCUGGCAGUUGAACACCUUCACCGGGCAGGAGUAGUUCACAGGGACUUGAAGAUAGAAAAUCUGUUGCUAGAUGAAGACAACAAUAUCAAGCUUAUUGACUUUGGAUUGAGCAACUGCGCAGGCAUCUUGGGUUAUUCUGAUCCAUUCAGCACCCAGUGUGGGAGCCCAGCAUAUGCAGCCCCUGAACUUCUGGCAAGGAAAAAAUACGGCCCCAAAAUAGAUGUUUGGUCCAUUGGGGUGAACAUGUAUGCAAUGUUGACUGGAACAUUACCUUUUACUGUGGAGCCAUUCAGCUUGAGAGCUUUAUACCAGAAAAUGGUGGACAAAGAAAUGAACCCUUUUCCCACCCAACUCUCUACAGCGGCUGUAAACUUUCUGCGGUCUCUACUAGAGCCAGAUCCCGCAAAGAGACCAAACAUCCAGCAGGCACUUGCAAACCGAUGGCUUAACGAGAAUUACCCAGGACGAGCACCACCUAAUGUCACAUACCCCAACAGGAUUCACCUUGAGGACCUCAGCCAAAGCGUGCUGCUCCAUAUGACUGAGAAGCUUGGCUACAAGAACAGCGAUGUCAUCAACACCGUGCUCUCCAACAGGGCAAGUCACACGCUUGCAAUCUACUUUCUACUUAAUAAGAAGCUGGAGCGCUACUUGGCAAGCCUUAGGAAGUCUGAAGGCCAGGACAGUAUUUGCCACAAGAACCAGAUAUACCAGAUAGAAAAAUACAAGGCAAAUAAAGACUCCUAUGAGGACAAAAAACUCAAAGAGCAAGAAAAGAAAGGGGAGAUUCUUCACCGUCAGCUCCCAAAGAAAACUGAGAAAAGUCCAGUUUCAUAUAGACAGCCUUCUUCCUGUCUUAUCUCACAGAUACAGAACACCAAGGCUCUGCUGAAAGACCGGAAAGUCACCAAGGCUGGAGGUCCAGAGAAAGACUCUAGCGGUGGGGUAAGCCCUUUCCAUGAACCCCUGGCGACCAAGACGGGCUGCGUCACUUCCAGCUCCCUGGAGUACCUUGAAGUCCAACAGCCGCCCCCUAGAACCCCUCGGCUCCUCAAGAGGCAGGAGUCUCCACAGCAGGAGCCAGCCCGGAUUGGGGGCCGGGGAAAGGACUCUCCUCUCAUCCUGAAUAUUGUGCACUCCUUUGAGUCGGUUGACAGAGAGGACCAGAUAGACCAGGUUUCCCCCUCUCACCAGUACAGAAUUUUAGGCUCACCAAUGAAUUUCCCUUACAAAAGCUCAAGUGAAAGGACACUGUCCCCACUUUUUCAGCCAGGAAGUGCGUCCCCCGUCCACCCCAACCAAGUCUCUUUCACAUACGAAGAAAAAGCAUAUCCGGCGAAAGAAGAAGCAGUGUCCCCUACUCAGCUGGUUUCCAACAACCCCUUGGGCAGCCCUAACUGUGUUAAAAGCAGAGGCAGAUUCCCCAUGAUGGGGAUCGGACAGAUGCUGCGGAAGAGGAACCAGACAAUGCAGUCGGCGAGUGACAAGCCGCUGGAAGCCAGGAUGCCUCAGCUGCAGCAGAUGAGCCCCACGCAGAUUUCCUUCAAUGCAGCAGAUGCUGUCAGCGGCCAGUGUUAGUCUGACGUCCUGGGAUUUGCACUGCUGUUCUCUCGAACCUGACCUUUUUACUUCUAACAAAAAGGGAAAGCCACAGGCAUGUUACUGUCACAAUGUAAUAUGCUACAAUCGUCCAACAUAGAAAGUCAGAGGUCUGCUUGUAAGGAAGGCAUUGUCCUACAUAUUACAGUAGAAAGGGAAGGGCUCUACUUGUGCUUUUAAGAAACACUAGCAUCCGGCAUCGUAACUGUACACUAAAACAUGUCUUGGCAGAGCUAUGUGAAUAUGUAUUUUCACUGUUCUCAUCUAGUAUUGCAGUAAGGUUGAUUGGGAGAGCAGUGGGCAUUAAUGGCUUGAUUCAUCAAGGUAAUCUGUGUGGUGCCAUGGAUGCCAAUCUCAUCCAGGAUCUGUGGUAAGACUGCCUGUGCUCCAUCUGCCUCUGCCACACGGUACUGUGGUGUUGCUACAGGCAUUGUUCACGUGGCUAGACAAGUGGAAAAAUUCAAGAUACUGCCUCCAAAGUCUACUUGCUAAGAAGUACUGCCAAGAAGAUGAAGCUGGCAGAAGCUUGAACAAAGACAUGAGGGUUCUAAACAUUCGGAAAAAGUGGGAGGAUUGGAAGUCAAAGCAGAUUUUACAGUUAAUUACAUAAAGUAGCUAAUAAUGGAAUUUUUCUUUCCUAAAGAAAAUUAUGAUUUAAUGAUGUCACUCAGAAGAAACACGAUUAUUUAAAAGCAAGUUUCAUCACGUGGAAAUCCACUGCACUAGAGGCCUGUUCCUUUCAUAUGAUAGAUCUGCAAGCAGAUGCUUCAAACACUGAUCCAGACUGCAACAUGCCAUGUUUAAACAAUCCACUCACCGGUGAUGUUCGCAGCCAUACCAGUUUCAUGGCACACCUACGUGCAGGAUGGCAUUAACCUGUUACAGCAAGGCAGCACUGGGUGCACCUGAAGGCUUUUCUGAGAGACUACAGUGAAUUUAAAAGACUGCAGUGAACUGAAAAAAAAUACUAAAGGACACCUGAACCUGUACCAGUGCCGUUUUAUACUGCAAGAGUGGUGAUGCAGUGGUUACCAAAAAUUCAGUAUUGUUAUGAGGGGUAAAGAUUAACUUUCUUAAAAGGCACCAUGAUCAGCAUACCUGUUUUGUUUUUCUAUGUAAAUGACACAUCUGAGAGGUUGGCAACAUCUUUUUGGUUCUGUUUUUGAGUUCAAACUAUUUCCUAUAAAUUAGAAUGUUUAUCUAAAGGCUUCUCUUUUCCUUUUUGUCUGGAUGGCGCUUGCAUGUGUGUUUGUGUGUAUGGGGCACCUCAACAAAGCUUCUGCCAGUCUGGCUCCAAAGCAGGCAGCCCUGACCCCCGUGUGCCUCGCUGCUACUUCAUGUCAUUUCAAAAUCCAGGCAGC
Messenger RNA from Dryobates pubescens (Downy woodpecker), 3705 nucleotides. RefSeq names its product hormonally up-regulated Neu-associated kinase (gene HUNK). Gene Ontology annotation, cellular component: cytoplasm. The transcript has 10 exons. Gene Ontology annotation, biological process: intracellular signal transduction; protein phosphorylation. The record is from RefSeq and is a predicted model, not a curated record. Lineage: Eukaryota; Metazoa; Chordata; Aves; Piciformes; Picidae. The coding region runs from base 230 to 2323 and encodes 697 amino acids. Gene Ontology annotation, molecular function: protein serine/threonine kinase activity; ATP binding.